AGUUGCUGCUGCACUCCCCCUCCUUGGGAUCUCCACAUAUCCACACUUUGUGAAGAGCCUCAAACAGCGAAUUGUGAUGCGCACGGAUGGUGCGGAGGUUUUGCCACCGCUUCUUUCUAUCACACAAGAUAAUCAUGGAGCGAUAGUGAUCACAGCCAGUAGCAUACUACUCAUCGUCGCGGCAUUAGCGACUAUCGUGACGCUGAUCUCGCGGGUACGCAUUCUUGGUGCCCUUACCUGGGGUGAUACAUUCCUUGUUGCGGCAAUGAUUAUGUUCAUUCCUCAAACCACGUGUAUCAUCGUUGCCGGCUCAGACGGCAUUGGUAAACACAGAGACUCUCUAAGUGACACAGCAUUUAAAUCGUACAGCCAACUUCUUUAUGCCAGCCAAAUACUCUCAGCUCCGGUGCUGGGAUGCUCCAAAGCCGCCGUUGCACUUCUUCUGAUAUCCAUAAAACCAUUUAACAUAGUGCUGCAGGCCUGUAGAAUCCUACUCGGGCUUAUUGGAGCCUGGACAGUCGUUGCUGUGGUCGCUCUAGCGCUACAAUGCACUCAGCCGCAGGCGUGGAAUUUCAGCUCCGGCAGGUGUCUCAACCAGCAAGCUCUAUACUCGAGUCUGGCCGCGUGUCACAUAAUCCUAGACGCAGCUCUCAUCAUAUUGCCCAUUGUCCUGGUGUGGAAAGUUCAAAUGCCCGAAUGGAAGCGUUUCCAGAUUUGCGCUCUCUUUGGACUGCGUAUCCUUGUCCCAGCUUUGACUGUUCCUUACAUUGCGUCACUCGAUCCCUUUUUCCACUCUAAGCCGAAAGACCAGCCAUGGCAUGCUCUCAUGCCUACCAUAUGGCUGCAACUGAUGCAGAGCACGUCCAUUAUCUGCACGUGCAUCCCGAGUCUCAAGCGAGCUCUUGCAGAGCUACAAACGGGAAUGAUGGCAGGCACCAUCCCGGAGUUUCUUGAACUUUCUCUUUCUGGGAGGCAUGAUAACACGACCGAUGCAUCCACGUCGAAGCCGGGGAAUCGAAGCUUACAUCCAAUUGGCGGAUCCGAACUUUACUCGGAUAAAGAUACCAAGAGGAGGUUGAAAGAACAACGACAUCACGGGUUCAGAAAUACAACGGUAGAACCACAGGAGAGCAUGUUAAAUCUGAGGAACGGUGCUAUAAUCCAAACCAUGGAGUACGAGGUUCAAUAUGAGUGGUCGAGUGAGCAUAGUAGGGCUUCUUCUACCCUCCCAGGGCAUGUCAACGUACCAUGGCGAUGGCUUGCCAGCCCAACAGACUAGUAGGUCUGCAUUCUAAUGAAGGCCACAACUUCAUAGAACAUUAUUCGAUUAAUUUGGUCUCAUCAACAUUUGCAAACCUUCGGUCCAAGAUAUGCCUAGAGCGAACAGCAUGAGAAAGUAGUCAAUGCGGGUCGCUGUGACACCGCCAGCCGACA
Molecule: messenger RNA, 1434 nt
Organism: Aspergillus alliaceus
Lineage: Eukaryota; Fungi; Ascomycota; Eurotiomycetes; Eurotiales; Aspergillaceae
Exons: 4
Coding region: 77-1279 (400 amino acids)
Source: RefSeq, a predicted model, not a curated record